Aspergillus thermomutatus is the source of this 1758-nucleotide messenger RNA. RefSeq lists its product as uncharacterized. Gene Ontology annotation, molecular function: S-adenosylmethionine-dependent methyltransferase activity; hydrolase activity. The transcript has 6 exons. The record is from RefSeq and is a predicted model, not a curated record. Gene Ontology annotation, cellular component: extracellular region. Bases 1 to 1758 code for a protein of 585 amino acids. Lineage: Eukaryota; Fungi; Ascomycota; Eurotiomycetes; Eurotiales; Aspergillaceae.
AUGACGCCUUUCUCCUUCCUCUUCGCCCUUCUUCUUUAUGUCCUUACGGUCGGUGCCAGAGCCUUAGGAUCUCACUCGUCACCCAUCCUUCCCAGAGCAGGAUCUCUUGAGCAAGUCACCAAUUUUGGCGACAAUCCCAGCAAUGUCGCCAUGUACAUUUAUGUUCCCACAAACUUGGCUACGAACCCGAGCAUUAUCGUUGCCAUUCACUACUGCACAGGAACAGCAGAGGCAUACUUCACCGGCUCUCCCUAUGCCACACUGGCAGAACAAUACGGCUUCAUAGUCAUCUAUCCCGAGAGUCCAUAUGAAGGCAAAUGCUGGGAUGUAAGCUCGCAAGCGACUCUGACUCACAACGGUGGUGGAAACAGCAACUCCAUUGCCAACAUGGUCACCUGGACUAUCGAGCAGUACAAUGCAGACUCCAGCAAGGUGUUUGUGACAGGUUCUAGCUCGGGCGCGAUGAUGACGAAUGUCAUGGCAGCCACAUAUCCCGAGCUAUUCGCAGCAGGUAUCGCCUACUCUGGUGUAGCCGCCGGCUGCUUCAUGUCCGCCGCCAACCAGGUCGACGCAUGGAAUAGCAGCUGCUCGCAGGGCCAGGUCAUUGCCACGCCUGAGGUUUGGGCCGGCGUUGCAGAGGCUAUGUUUCCGGGAUAUAAUGGCCCACGGCCUAAAAUGCAAAUAUAUCACGGUAGCGUUGAUGAGGCACUGUACCCGCAGAAUUACAACGAGACCUGCAAGCAGUGGGCGGGCGUCUUCGGGUAUGAUUAUGGCGCUCCACAUACUGUCGUAGAAAAUACACCUGAGGCCAACUAUGAGACCACCACUUGGGGUGACAAAUUGCAGGGUAUUUAUGCGACUGGUGUGGGGCAUACGGUGCCAAUUCAUGGGGAUCAGGAUAUGAUCUGGUUUGGACCCUAUCGGCCUAUCCCAUCUACCACCCCAAACCCCACUCACAUCGAGAGACGUAGUUCUCCCGAAGACCACGGCUCAGGAUGGUCGAAUCUCUGGGAAACAGGCGAAGACAACCUCUGGGAUAGAGGCCUGCCGUCCCCGGCACUAAUCGACCUGAUCGAGCAGCAGCAGCAAUCACCCACCAGCCUCUUCAACCCCUUCACAGCCGACGGACAACGAAAGAAGGCCCUGGUCCCGGGCUGCGGACGAGGCUACGACGUCGUCAUGCUAGCUCUCCAUGGGUUCGACGCCUCCGGCCUCGAAAUCUCCGCAAAGGCCGUCUCGGAGGCGGAAGCAUACGCCGCGUCGGCGAUGAGCCAGCCGCAGGCAUACAACUUCGGCGCGGGAUAUCAGGCUGAGAACAGCUCUCCCGGCUCAGUUAACUUCAUGCAAGGGGAUUUUUUCCAGCCAGAUUGGUCCGGCGACGAGAAAUAUGACUUGGUUUACGAUUAUACGUUUCUGUGCGCUCUCCACCCUAGCAUGCGGAGAGACUGGGCGAUGCGCAUGGCGAGCUUGGUGUCUACCGGGGGGUUGCUGGUUUGUCUUGAGUUUCCCAUGUACAAGGAUCUCGGGCUGCCUGGGCCUCCCUGGGGCUUGAAGGGUGUUCAUUGGGACUUGUUGGCUCGUGGAGGUGAUGGGCUACUCACCGAUAAUGUUGGGGAGAGGGAAACAGAUACUCAAGGGCAGUUUCAAAGAGUACUGUAUGUUAAACCGGAACGGACGUAUGAGGUGGGCAAGGGGACGGAUAUGUUGAGUGUUUAUAUGCGGAAGGAAGUAGGCCGUCUCUGGGGUACGGAGGAAUGA